CCAACAGCAGCUGGCCCAACUCUACUGCAAGACAGAGCCACCUCCUGAGGGAGAACUACACCUUCUCAGCAUACUACCAGCACUCCUCCCCAGUGGCUGCCAUGUUCAUUCUGGCAUACACCUUCAUCUUCCUCAUGUGCAUGGUUGGCAAUAUCUUGGUGUGCUUCAUCGUGAUGAAGAACCGCCAGAUGAGGACAGUCACCAACAUGUUCAUCCUCAACCUGGCCAUCAGCGACCUGCUAGUGGGCAUCUUCUGCAUGCCAACCACCUUGGUGGACAACCUCAUAACAGGUUGGCCUUUUGACAACGCCAUGUGCAAAAUGAGUGGCCUGGUGCAGGGCAUGUCCGUCUCCGCCUCCGUUUUCACACUGGUGGCCAUCGCCGUGGAGAGGUUUCGCUACAUUGUCCACCCCUUCCGGCAGAAGCUGACACUGAGGGAAGCCCUGGUGGCCAUCGCCAUCAUCUGGCUGCUAGCCCUGCUCAUCAUGUGCCCUGCUGCCAUCACCCUGACUGUCACCAGAGAGGAGUACCACUUCAUGGUGGACACCUACAACAACUCCUACCCCCUCUACUCCUGUUGGGAGGCCUGGCCUGAGACAGGGAUGAGGAGAAUCUACACCACCAUCCUCUUCUCCCACAUCUAUGUGGCCCCCCUUGCCCUCAUCGUUGUCAUGUAUGCCCGCAUCGCCUUCAAGCUCUUCAAGUCAGCAGCACCUGCCCGUGAGCAAGAGGAGCCAGAAGGAAGGAGGGUCUCCCGGAGGAAGGCCAAGGUCAUCAAUAUGCUCAUCAUCAUUGCCCUCUUCUUUACCCUCUCCUGGCUUCCUCUCUGGACACUGAUGUUGCUGACAGACUACGGGCAGCUAAGCGAGGGCCAGCUCCACCUGGUCAUCGUCUAUGUCUUUCCCUUUGCCCACUGGUUGGCCUUCUUCAACAGCAGCGCCAACCCCAUCAUCUAUGGCUACUUCAAUGAGAACUUCCGAAGGGGCUUCCAGGAGGCCUUCAGGGCCCCUUUCUGCUUGCCCUGCUGCCAUCGCCACCACCACCAUGGGCCCUGGAGCAAUGGUCGUGGGAUUCUCUUCAGCACCCGCAACCGCGUCUUCACCCAGGCACGGCCCAGUGACUCGCUGCCUGCCUCCGAGUUGGUCCUGUUGGCAUCACGCCACACCGGUGUCCCUGCAUGGGAUGGCUGA
Messenger RNA from Calypte anna (Anna's hummingbird), 1190 nucleotides. RefSeq names its product neuropeptide FF receptor 1 (gene NPFFR1). Gene Ontology annotation, biological process: G protein-coupled receptor signaling pathway. NCBI's taxonomy places the organism in Eukaryota, Metazoa, Chordata, Aves, Apodiformes, Trochilidae. The record is from RefSeq and is a predicted model, not a curated record. The transcript has 3 exons. Bases 102 to 1190 code for a protein of 362 amino acids. Gene Ontology annotation, cellular component: membrane. Gene Ontology annotation, molecular function: peptide binding; neuropeptide receptor activity.